Molecule: messenger RNA, 845 nt
Organism: Eremomyces bilateralis CBS 781.70
Lineage: Eukaryota; Fungi; Ascomycota; Dothideomycetes; Eremomycetales; Eremomycetaceae
Product: Pkr1-domain-containing protein
Exons: 1
Coding region: 156-779 (207 amino acids)
Biological process (GO): vacuolar proton-transporting V-type ATPase complex assembly
Cellular component (GO): endoplasmic reticulum membrane
Source: RefSeq, a predicted model, not a curated record
GAUUCUAUCCCUGUGUUUUUCGGUGGCUCACAGGUGCUGAACGUCUUAGACCUUCCCAGAUCCAUACGGCAGUCAAGAUAGCUUUGGUCUCAACUCCGGACUUCGACUAUUAGCGAGCGAAAGGCCUGAUAUCCGCUCCUAAGACCUUUAAGACCAUGGCCGAAUUCAUGGAGAAUCUCUGGAACUCCAUCUUCACCCCCGGCCCAACACCAUCGCUCCUCAUCGCUACGAAUGUCACCUUCGCCACCCUUCAGACCCUCCUCCUUGUCCUUCUCAUCGCAACUCGAAGCUGGCACUUCGUUGCUCUAAGUACCAUCUCUGGUGGACUGUGGUGGGCGAUCAACUGGUUCGCGCGCGAACUCGCAGUAGAACGAGCGAAAGAAGAGGAGCAGAAGCGAAAGCAGCGCGAGGAGCAGGCGUUGAAAGGCGAGCAUGACGAUGGGGAGGACGCGGGCGAUGACACGCAUACCGAGACAGAGACCGAGACUGAGCUGGACGCAUCACCACGUGUCUCGAAAAGGAGAGUGGCGGCAGAGGGGUCGGAUUCUCCCCGGUCGAAGUUGUCGGGAUAUACAGGGAGCUCGAUCAGCCUGUCCACGGAAGGUUCGGACGCGGAAAUGGUUCAUAAGCCUUCGCAAUCCGGGGCUGCGGUGGCCACGGGCUCGCACCAAUUCCUCUCACCCAGUGCAACGCAGCUUCACAAGCGCAGGAACGACGAUUACAGCGAACUAAGUACAGAUAGCGAAUGGGAGAAGGUGGACGACAAGGCAUCGACAUGAUUAGAUGCUCGGUCUUGGCAGCAUCUUAGAGACAGCUUUUGAUACCCUUAGAUAUCCUGUUCAUAG